Mesorhabditis belari is the source of this 918-nucleotide messenger RNA. Lineage: Eukaryota; Metazoa; Nematoda; Chromadorea; Rhabditida; Rhabditidae. The record is from the annotation of a GenBank genome assembly.
AUGAAAAUACGAAGCGCUGUUCUAUGCUCUCUUUUGGUGGGCACGGCCCUUUGCGCCCCAGCUGUCGAAAAGAAAAAUGAAAGGAAAGCGGCAAAAAUGAGACAACCACCGGCUGAAAAACAGGUCAAGAAAAACUCGGCCGAGCGAAUCGCCGACACGGUGGCGUCAAUGGUUUUCGAGGAUGACGCGGAUACGGAUCUCGCCGAAUUGAAGCGAGCUUACAAGAGUGUGGUGGCGAAGAACCCCGCCGGUAGGCGAAGGGGGCCCAAGGCUUUCUCCGGUGGUUACGGUGGAUUUGGGCGAUUCGGUGGGCCGAUGGGUGGCUUCCAGGGUGGAUAUGGAAUGGGUGGACCGAUGGGAGGAGGCGGUGGUGGAGGAUACGGUGGAGGUUAUGGAAAUGGUGGUGGUGGUGGGGAUAUGGAUGGAGGAUAUGGAGGAGGAUAUGGAGGCGGACCUGAUUUCGGUGGCUAUGGAGGAGGAGGAAACGGUGGCUACGGCGGAAUGGGUGGUGGCGGUUAUGGCGGCGGCGGUAUGGGCGGCGGUGGUUAUGGAGGUGGUCCAGGAGACUACGGAGGCUACGGAGGAGAUUAUGGCCCAGGUCCAUAUGGUCCGUACGGUGGUUAUGGAGGCGGAGGAAUGGGCGGAGGAAUGGGCGGUGGAAUGGGCGGAUAUGGCGGAGGAGGAUACGGAGGAGGAGGAGGCGGUGACUUUGGAGGACCGAUGGGCGGAUAUGGAGGACCAAUGGGCGGUUACGGAGGAGGAGGAGGAGGAAUGGGUGGAGGCGGCGGUUAUGGAGGAGACGGAUACGGAGGAGGUGGCUACGGAGGUGGCGGAUAUGGCGGAGGUCCAUAUGGAGGAGGAGGUGAUAUGAUGGGUGGAGGUAGCCCAUGUGGACCUGGUGGAUGUCGUGGCAAGAAG